GCCAGUUCCUUCCCCAUGCGUAAAACGCCUUCGCGCAGCGGAAGGACCGUGCGUGCGUGUUCGGAGCGCACGCCACGGCCCGCGAGAACGUGCGUGCGUGUUCACGCAGCUUCUGCAUCUGUGAACGUGAAAUUAGUGCGCGGUUAAAUAAACUUUCCUGAACUCUCAUGCGCGCGAAAUAAAGCGCCUCACGUCUACUGCUGAACACAAACCGUCCACACAGUGACCACACGCCCAUUUCGUCCGGAUCCGUGAUCACGAAACUAACAGUGAGACGCAGUUACAGCGAGUGAAGCCUGACACUGCUCUUUACUCGGCGCGCGCGCGCAUGAGGCUUAGGGAGGAGAGCGGACUAAGUGUGUGUGUGCGCUUUAGAAGGAGGGACGCGAAUGCCCGAGCAGCUUCCCGGCUGAACCACGCGUCCUGCCCCGGUUUGUCCUCGGCGUUUGGAAACCCGCAGCGAGGGCAGCUUGGAAAUAUGGACGAGAUCCCGAGCAACGAAAAGUCGUGCCAGACUGAAGGUUUGGACGAAAAUGCAACAGUUCUCAUGUCAGAGCAUCUCAAUCAAAUGACAGCAUACUUUAUAGAACCAGGGGACCCUCCGUUGUUGCAGAGACAGCUGCAGACAUCCAAGUCUGGCAUUCAGCAGAUCAUUGAAUGUUUUUACACAGGUACUACGCAACUGAAACACAUUUUACUCAAAGAGGUGGACACAAUAUUCGAGUGCAAGCUGUGUCGGAGCCUUUUCCGUGGCCUUCCUAACCUAAUCACACACAAGGAGUUCUACUGCAUUCCCAGGCUGCCAGAACCAGAAGAGCCCUCAGGAAACUGCAGGCAGAGUAUAGAUUUUAAAAAGCUCCUGGAAGUUAUUUAUGCUCAGCCCAAACAGGAGGAGCUUGUGGUGCAUCUGGAGCCUAUACCAGGCAACCAGAACGCUGUAUUUCAACAUCUGGCUAAACAGAGUGAUGAGGAUCCUAACUCCCCCUCCCCAUUCUCCAGCCACAGUAUGAAAGACUGGAAACUCAACCAACCUGAGAGUCAAGAGCAAACCAUUGGAGAACAUAAUGCAGUUAGAGAAAGCGAGAAUGAGGCAGAAACUAAGAGAGAUGGUAAGUUGAAGAAAGACAAAGAUGCUGAAGCUGAGGGGGAAAAGGACGAUGCAGGUGUGGAGGUGGUGACUAAUGCUAGGCUGGACGAUGUAAUUAUUACAUGCUGCCUCUGUGGCAAAGACUUUGGUUCACGGCGCAGUGUUCGCCGCCACUGCCGCGAAGUGCACAAGCAGCGGCUAGAGGAGCUUCGCAAGUAUACAGAGACUCGCACAGUGCCAAUCAGCCUGCUGUCUGUGGUAAAGGAACGACAAGUGCAGUCGUCCAGACCUAGUGGAAAAUGUUGCCCUGUCUGUUUUAAAUCCUUUGCCACCAAAGCAAAUGUCCGCCGCCACUUUGAUGAGGUGCAUCAGGGCCUCCGUCGUGACCUGAUUAUGCUUGAUACCCCCACCAAGUCAAAUGAUCUGGAAGUCAUGCCUGCUGAGCCCAGUGCCCCUCUCAAUCCUAAUGCCAGUACAAUUUCUCCACCACCCCACUACAACCUGGCCACCUGCAAGUGCCUCAAUUGCAAGAGAAGCUACAGCACACAGUCAAGGCUCAAGAGGCACAUGCGUCUUGUUCACAAGAUCCCUGCUAGCAAAAGUACUGUCUCCAGGUCCUCAACUGGCAAGAAACGCAAGUCUGAGGACGGCACUGACACCGAGCACUUACACAAGGGUCUCAAGAGGCCCCGGGAGGAGGACGAAGAUGAGAAACCGGCAGUCAUUCACAAGCCCAAGAUUUCGGUAGGCUUUGACUUUAAACAGCUCUUCUGCAAGCUGUGUAAGCGACAGUUCAGCUCAUGCCAGAAUCUUGCCAAGCACAUCGAGCUGCACACAGACAAUGGCGGUGACAUUUUCAUCAAGUUCUACCGCUGCCCCCUGUGCCUCUACCAGUCCCGCCGCAAGCGGGAUGUUCUGCGUCACAUCUCUGUCGUCCACAAGAAAAACUCUGCUUACCUGGCCAAGAUCCUGCCAGGCCUGGAGAGUCGUGCUGUGAAGAAGCCUGCGGAAACCGUGCUUGGCAGUUCAGUAAAGCAUAUCCACUCAAAAUGCCCAGAUGACCAUCACAAUGAAGACACGACAUCACCAUACAGCCUGGAGACAGACAGCUCUCCGUCUUCUGUAAUCCCAAAACAAGAGUUUCCACCUUCUUCGCCACCAGUCACGCACAGGCAAAGCCUUUCUCCCCAGAUUUCAUCCGUCGUCUGCAGCCAGACCUCGAAUGGAUUGCCGAACGGAGAAGAGGCCCAGGACAGCACUGAAGUCUGUGUCACCAAGAACUUCUCGCUACACACAUGCGACAUUUGUGGCCGUGCCUUUGCCAAGAAGGUCUACCUGGAGUCGCAUAUAAGGAGCCACCGCAAUGCAGCCAAGUCUGACGGCCAAAACGUGGGUGUGAGCACACGCUCCAAGACCCUUCUUUGGUGA
Messenger RNA from Silurus meridionalis, 2515 nucleotides. RefSeq names its product zinc finger protein 800b (gene znf800b). The coding region runs from base 329 to 2515 and encodes 728 amino acids. The record is from RefSeq and is a predicted model, not a curated record. Lineage: Eukaryota; Metazoa; Chordata; Actinopteri; Siluriformes; Siluridae. The transcript is spliced from 6 exons.